This is a messenger RNA of Stylophora pistillata, 290 nucleotides long. RefSeq lists its product as uncharacterized. The record is from RefSeq and is a predicted model, not a curated record. Gene Ontology annotation, biological process: DNA integration. NCBI's taxonomy places the organism in Eukaryota, Metazoa, Cnidaria, Anthozoa, Scleractinia, Pocilloporidae. Gene Ontology annotation, molecular function: nucleic acid binding.
CACUGUGGUUAUACUGGCGAACUCCGGUGCACAACACCACGUGUCUGCGGCAUCGGGAACGCGACAGUAAAAAAUCGGAUCUUGAAUUACAGAGAAGAUUGAGGUAAGCCGUACCUUGUAGAUUUUAAGGAAGGAGCCUAUAAAUCAUGAAUAGAAACGGAGAAGGAUUAGUCAGCGAAGGAGCGCAUGGAGAACACGAACCAGAAAGGAGGUCACGAAAGCCGUCACGAAAGGCUUUACAAAACGCAGUAGAGACAAAGCGUUAUGAGGUUAAGACUUUACAGAAAAAG